AUGACGACGUCUGCAGCCACGAGCUUGAGCCUUCUGGCCGACGCGUGGGCAGACUCGUGGCGCGAUUGCGCGCCUACCUUGUGCAACGCGCCGCAAACCGACUUUGCCCCGUGUAUGUGGCACGUGGGCGCGCUCGCCUCGAACAGAAGUCUCAACUGUACGUGGCGCUACGAGGACGAUGCGAGUGACGGCGCGCCCAUCCAGUACGCGUCGACGUUGCCGAUCCCGCUCGCCCUUCACGUCCGGGCCGCGCCGCUCACAGUGCGCUGUGCCUUCAAUGCGACAACCUUGGAACGCCGCUUCGACCUGCGCACCUGCGAUAGUGUGACGCGCUACGACGUGUACCACCCGCUGCACCGAGGCGCCUUCUUGGAGCAGACUGCUCGCACACGCUAUCAAAACGCCACACGGCGGCCGCUCGAGUGCUGCAACGCCCGUGGCGUGCUCCCGGCCUUCUCCUGCGAUCUCAACACCACCAUUAUCGACGGGCUUGGUGUCUGCCAAGUCGCUCCGUUCGCCACGUAUGGCCUCUACGACGUGCACGUGCUGCAGAUCUCGGUCGACUUUGCGUACGCGUACCCCAACAUCGCGAUCGGCUUUGGCGGUUUGCUUGGGCUCGUCGCGCUGCUCGGGACCUUGGUCUGGGUCGUCCAGUUGGCCGCGCUUGUGGUCAACGACCACGACGAGACGCGGCGCAUGGAAACGAGCUACUACUACAAGGAGCUGCCAGCGUAA
This is a messenger RNA of Saprolegnia parasitica CBS 223.65, 735 nucleotides long. RefSeq lists its product as hypothetical. The transcript is spliced from 2 exons. Bases 1 to 735 code for a protein of 244 amino acids. The record is from RefSeq and is a predicted model, not a curated record. NCBI's taxonomy places the organism in Eukaryota, Oomycota, Saprolegniomycetes, Saprolegniales, Saprolegniaceae.